Messenger RNA from Naegleria fowleri, 723 nucleotides. RefSeq lists its product as uncharacterized. Bases 1 to 723 code for a protein of 240 amino acids. Lineage: Eukaryota; Heterolobosea; Eutetramitea; Acrasida; Naegleriidae. The record is from RefSeq and is a predicted model, not a curated record. The transcript has a single exon.
AUGUUCAAAUCGAUAUUUGGAUGCUUUGUUUCAGCUCGUUGUUGCUCAUCAAGAAAUGUUUUGUGCACCAUCAUGAAGAGUACGAGAAUGGAUACCAUUAAUUUUCAACCAUAUGGUUUUUGGAGUGUAAGAGCAUUUAGUCCAUGUUUCCGAUAUUUACGAAAAGAUAAUUCGGAAUUUGAAAAUACUAUUGUCAAGGAUGAGCCUGAUGUAACAAACACAGCAACCAAAAACAAUCCAAAUGAAAACCAUGAGAAUUGUAAAGACUCAUUAAAUCAAGUUAAAACUCAUGCAGAAAGACAAAAACAAAAAAUAUCAAAAAAACGAAACCAACUAAUGGAAAAGGUACAAAAGUACAAAGAAUUGAACCAAAAGAUUUCGAAAGUAACAGAGCCUCCAAAGAAGAAAAAGAAAAAAUCUCGUGCUCUUUUAGAAGCGGAAGCUAAUUUAAGAUUUUUAAAUAAUAUGGAUGCUCAUAUAAUUAAACACAUGAACAUUAAGGACACAGAUAUUGAUGAACCUCCACCAAGCUAUGUUAAAACCUAUGAAAUUGGUAACAAUAGAAGGACCGACCCUCGUCAUUUGGAAGAGCGAUUAUUCACUUCUAUGAAGCCAAAACCAAAGAAAAUUAAAAAAGGUGAAACAAAGGAAAUUAGAAGAACAAGAAAAAUUUUGGAUGAUGAUGAAAAACAUUUGAAGCCUCAAAAACCUCGAUAUUUAUAA